Messenger RNA from Pollicipes pollicipes, 681 nucleotides. Its product is annotated as longitudinals lacking protein-like. The record is from RefSeq and is a predicted model, not a curated record. Gene Ontology annotation, molecular function: protein binding. Gene Ontology annotation, cellular component: nucleus. Bases 1 to 681 code for a protein of 226 amino acids. The transcript has 3 exons. Gene Ontology annotation, biological process: regulation of transcription by RNA polymerase II. NCBI's taxonomy places the organism in Eukaryota, Metazoa, Arthropoda, Thecostraca, Pollicipedomorpha, Pollicipedidae.
AUGUCAGAUGGUCAGGAGUUCUGCCUGCGCUGGAAUAACUUCCACAGCAACUUCCACCUGUCGCUGGACGCUCUACGUGGGGAUGAAACGUUCACGGACGUUACCAUAUCGUGCUCCGGCAAGCUGCUCAGGGCCCAUCGGGUCAUACUCUCCGCCUGCUCCUCACACUUCAAAGACAUCCUCAGGGCAAUACCGCCGCAGCAGCACCCGGUCAUCGUGUUGCCCACCGUCGAGUGGGAGGUGAUGCAGGCCAUCCUCGAGUUCAUGUACCAGGGCCAGGUGAACGUGCAGCAGGCGCAGCUGGGCGUCUUCCUGCAGGUGGCCGAGGCCUUCUCCAUCCAGGGUCUGGCCGACGAGGAGACCAAGAGGAACGCCGAUAAGAAGGCGACGCCGUCGCGGCCGCCGCCGGCUGACCCCGGUCCAGCCUGCUCGCCGGCGGCCAAACGGCGCCGUCCCGAGCCGGCCCGCGCCGUGCCCUCCACCAUCAACAUCGACCUGAACGUGAAGUCGGAGCCGACGGAGAUGCUGGACGAGCUGGAUGAGCUGCUGGAACCGGACGGCGGCGAGCACCUGGAGCCGGUGCCGGGCCUGGAGCCUCCCGGCGGCGUUGAAGGUACGCGUUGGCACGAGGACCGCCGCCGCUCACCGGGCACGGUGCUGGUCAGCUCUGGCGGGCUGUGA